Messenger RNA from Aplosporella prunicola CBS 121167, 804 nucleotides. RefSeq lists its product as uncharacterized. The transcript has a single exon. Lineage: Eukaryota; Fungi; Ascomycota; Dothideomycetes; Botryosphaeriales; Aplosporellaceae. The record is from RefSeq and is a predicted model, not a curated record. The coding region runs from base 180 to 692 and encodes 170 amino acids.
GGCGGCUGCGGCUGCGCUGCGGCGCGGCGACGUGGGCUGUUUUGCUGCAUCGGUACUCUACUCUGCCAGCGCGUAAGACACUUGCGGCGUUUGUUGCGUUUUGGUUUUGCGGUUUGUGGUGGGGUUGCUGUUGCGGCGCUGGCGCAAGGGAUGCUUCGUCGUGAUGCUUUCACUGAACGAUGAGACAACAAACGUCUGGACUGCACCACAUUCCUGCCCAAUCCGAACCAAAACAAGCAUCAGCACAGCAACACCAGCAACACAUCCUCAACAUUCACCCCCAGCAACCCCGCCUUCCCUCCCCUUCCCUUCCUCACUCCCUCCACACAUCUCCCCAGACCGACCAACCCCUCCCCCACACCCUCGCCCCAAGCAUACCCCCACGCAAAGGAGCACGGCCCAACCCAGAGACCGGCUCGGAACGCCGCGCCCCUGCAACCGCAGCCGGCGCACCCGAGGGGUGGGUGAAUGGUCGGUCGGUCUGGCCCGUCGCCCGUGGUGCCCUGCUGCCUUGCCCUGCCCGGCUGCAUUGCCCUUGCCCUGUCCCGGCCGUGCCGUGCGUCCCGAGAUCUGUGGAGCAGCUUAAGGCAGGGCAGCUCUUAGAGCACCCACCACGCACCCGCCCCGUCGUCGCCCAUGGCUCGCCGUCCUCGCCGGCGCCGGGAGCCGCCUGCGCCCUACUCUGGGAGUAAGAGUAGCUGCCUGCGUGUGUGCGUUAUUGCCGUCUCGGCUCCGGCCUGGCCCGGUGGCGACGGGGUAAGCGGCUGCGGGCGUGCUGUCUAGCAGUAGCGGUGGGGAGGCGUC